ACGCAACGGAAGCCCCAGUUUGAACGCGGUAGACGGCAAUUUUGAGAAAAUCGAAAAGAAAAAAAAAAUACAAAGAAAACCGUAAAAGAAACAGAAACAUGUAUUCAGUUAAAGUUCUGGCUUUGUGCGUGAUCAGCUGUUGCUGUUGUUUGGGCAUCAAUGCCAAGCUGCAGGAAAGAUUCUCAUGGACACAGCUGACCUUCGACUGGCCCAGCGCAGAGGCCGAGACGGAGGCCAAAACCAGCGGCCAUUACAUUGCGGAGAACAAUUUACCGCUCGGCGUCGAGCGCUGGGAAAACAAACUGUUUGUCACUGUGCCAAGAUGGAAGGCAGGCGUAGCGGCUACACUGAACUACAUUGAUCUGUCGACCAGUGAGAAAUCACCGAAACUGCGUCCCUAUCCCAGCUGGGAGGCCAACAAGCUGCCAAUUGAUGUGCAGCCACAAGAGCAGAAGACGCCAGCCGGUGGCCGCUUGGAUGCGGAGAAGGCGCAAGAUGCGGGUAUACAAUUACAGGACAAUGCAACCAUUAUUUCCACCUUCCGCAUUCAGGUGGAUGCCUGCGACCGUCUGUGGGUGAUGGACACGGGUCUCGCCGAUAUUUUGGGCAGUCCCAAGCAGAUUACACCCAAUUCGAUUUUGGUGUUUGAUCUGAAAACGGAUCAGCUGCUGCGCCGCUUUGCCAUACCCGCCGAACAGACCAAGGAUCAGACGUUCCUUGCUAAUAUUGUGGUCGAUGUGGAACGUGAACAGUGCGAUGAUGCGUUUGCAUAUGUCCCAGAUUUGGGCGCAUAUGGCGUCAUUGUCUAUUCCUAUCGGGAUAACAAAUCCUAUCGUGUUAACCACAAUUACUUCCAUUUUGAUCCGCUGCAGGGUGAUUUCAAUGUGGGAGGCGUGAAUUUCCAAUGGACCGAUGGCGUUUUCGCCUUGGCCGUUGGCCCACUGAAACCCGAUCACACCAAGGACAUAUACUUCCAUGCGCUGGCCAGCACCAAGGAGUUCAAGGUCUCCAAUCGCGUGCUCCAAAACGAGAGUUAUGUCAAUGGCGGCCAUUCCUAUAAUGAUUUUAAACUUGUCGGCGACCGCGGCAUGAACGGACAGUCGACGUCCGAGGCGUACGACAAGGAGACAGGCGUAUUGUUCUACACGCAGGUGAACAAGGAUGCCAUCGCUUGCUGGAAUAUCAAUCGUCCAUAUACAGCGGAUACACAGGGACUUAUUGAUUCCGAUUCGCAUACUUUGGUCUUUCCCAACGAUCUAAAAGUCGACAGCACUGGCUCACUCUGGGUGCUAUCCGACAGGCUGCCCACCUUCUUAUACAAGGAGCUGGAUCACACGGCCGUCAACUAUCGCAUAUUGACCGGCAAGAAUCGUGAUCUUAUCAAGGGUACACCAUGCGAACAGUGAGCCUUUGAUUGUGCGCAGUUAAUUUG
This is a messenger RNA of Drosophila novamexicana, 1432 nucleotides long. Its product is annotated as protein yellow. NCBI's taxonomy places the organism in Eukaryota, Metazoa, Arthropoda, Insecta, Diptera, Drosophilidae. The record is from RefSeq and is a predicted model, not a curated record. The transcript has 3 exons. Bases 99 to 1406 code for a protein of 435 amino acids. Gene Ontology annotation, cellular component: extracellular region.